Messenger RNA from Pangasianodon hypophthalmus (striped catfish), 5056 nucleotides. RefSeq names its product ATPase cation transporting 13A2 (gene atp13a2). Gene Ontology annotation, cellular component: membrane. Bases 1057 to 4467 code for a protein of 1136 amino acids. Gene Ontology annotation, molecular function: ATP hydrolysis activity; P-type ion transporter activity; ATP binding. Gene Ontology annotation, biological process: intracellular calcium ion homeostasis; autophagosome-lysosome fusion; regulation of mitochondrion organization. NCBI's taxonomy places the organism in Eukaryota, Metazoa, Chordata, Actinopteri, Siluriformes, Pangasiidae. The transcript is spliced from 29 exons. The record is from RefSeq and is a predicted model, not a curated record.
GUACUGAAAAUACUGCGUGUCAGGGCGGAACUACUUAAGACACUUUUAUUUUUGGACCUUUAGUGUUACUCUGUUGUAACUGCCAUUGGCAUGCACUUCUAUGUCAACUGCUGUUUCUUACUAGAUAAGUAAUUACAUUGUGCAGACGUUUCAGUUGUUUUUCACUGAAUAACAUUAUUUGUGUUGUUGUGAAGCAUGCAGUUUGCUCUGUUCUGCUAGACUGAGGCUUUGCAUUGCUCUGUCAGACAUCCUUGAGUGUCCCAUCUGGAAAACAGCUGUUGCAAGCCUAAAUAUACAUGAAGAGGCAGUGGAUCUCUUCAUAUGAAUAGUAAAUAUUAGUGGUAUUAAGGCACACUAUCAGUAUAUGCCUUAGGUGUUUAAAUUUAAAGUAUUUAAAUUUAAAAUUAUUUAUUUUAUUUUUUUUGAUUAAUUAUUCAUUUAUUUAUUUAUUAUUUAUUCAUAACCAGCAGCACAACCUGUUAUUGCUCUUUCACCUUUUAAAGCCUUUAAACACAAGGUUUAAAUGAAUUGCAUGAACACGUCAGACUGAAAUGACAGGCUUCAGCUGUACUGACACCAAUUCAUGCUGUCGAACCUCAGAUCCUUUACAAAAAGUCUGCAUCUUGCUUUUAAAAGCUCUGAUAGACACUUCUAGUUGAUUCUAGUACAGUAGAAAGGGACUGUACAUCCUCUGAGAUGCUUGUAAGCAUUGCUGAAGGAUGUAGGUGUGGAGAAGAGGAGGAGUUACUUCCUGUAUUUGCACACAGAGGUGAGUCUGGUAAAUCUAGCCGGUGGCUUGUGUGUGUGUGUCUCUCGCUCUCACACACACACACACACACACAGAGAUCUUUGGCUCAGAAGCUCAUUGAGUCUCGGAUAUAAUACGCGCUGACAGUCAGCAUGUCACAGGUUUAGUGAAAGGAGCUGAUUUUGAUUCCAGGAAAGGAAAGAAAGCAUCAAGGGAGCUGCCGCCAGCAGCCGAGUGGGCUGACCCACGCAGAUCCAGCGUCCAAAUUUCUGGAUUCUGGAGCUGCAGACGUCCACUCUUUCUGUCACAUGGAUGUGCAGGGUUAUAGACGUGUACGCUGGAAGGUGUGGCUCUGCCACUUUGGAGCACUAUGUUCCUUGGGUAUGCUGCUGUUAUUGUUCAGGUGGCGACCUCGCCUUGGCGUUCUGGCUCGUUGCUCCUCCUGCCCCAUUCCAAUGGCAGAUACCUUACUGCUGAGGGAUAAUUAUGGGCAGCAGUUUGUCAUAGAGGUACAAACAGAAGAGAUUGAAGAGGGGAGUUUAGGGCUUGCAGGAGGAGAGCUGGAUGAGAAUGAGUGCAGAGACAAUAUCCAGCUGCACAAAGAUGAGAAAACCCUGCUGCGAUACUACGUCUUUGAGGGCAUGCGAUAUGUGUGGAUGCCCAAAAAAGGGGCUUUCUGCAAAGUUAGUAUUCUCAGUGAGGGUUGGACUUGUGCUGAUCUGCACCACCAUCAGCAAGGACUCAGUCAACUGGACCAAAUUUCAAGGAGACAGAUUUUUGGGGACAAUAUCAUUGAUGUGCCUGUGAAAUCUUAUUUGCAGUUGCUGUUUGAAGAGGUCCUCAACCCGUUCUACAUAUUUCAAGUGUUUAGCAUCGUCCUGUGGAUGUCGGAUAAUUACUACUUUUAUGCUGUUUGCAUCUUUAUAAUAUCUUUCAUAUCCAUCGCUGUAUCCUUGUAUGAGAUCCGGAAGCAAAGCAGCACUCUGCGAAGCAUGGCCCAGCUCAUAGUGAACGUCACUGUACGCAGAGCCACUGGAGAGGAGGAGUGUGUGAGUUCUGUGGAGCUGGUACCAGGAGACUGUGUGGUGAUUCCUGCUGAAGGUCUGCACCUACCAUGCGAUGCUGCCCUGCUGGCCGGGGAGUGCAUGGUCAACGAGAGCAUGCUGACUGGUGAGAGCGUACCUGUGAUGAAGACCCCAUUGCCAGUCUCUGAAGUGAAAUACAGCCCUGAGUCUCAGCGCAGACACACACUGUUCUGUGGUACACAGGUCAUCCAAGCCAAAGGAGGUUGUCCCAGUGGGACGGGGGCCAUAGCUGUAGUUACACACACAGGCUUUUUCACUGCUAAAGGUGAUCUCAUCAGCUCCAUUCUCUACCCACAGCCGGUUAACUUCCGUUUUUAUACCGAUGCCAUGAAGUUCCUACUUUUCUUAGGAGUCUUGGCACUGAUUGGCACAGUUUACAGUAUAGUGAUGCUUUUCAUGAGCAAUACAACGUGGGCACAGAUCGUGAUCCGUUCUCUGGACAUUGUAACCAUUGUGGUACCUCCAGCUCUCCCUGCUGCUCUAACAACAGGCACGAUCUACGCCCAGGGGCGCCUCAAGAAAAACGGCGUGUUCUGCAUAAGUCCGCCUCGUAUCAAUGUCUGUGGAAAAAUUUCUCUGUUCUGCUUUGACAAGACAGGUACUCUGACCGAGGAGGGUCUGGAUGUGUGGGGGGUGAAGGAGGCUAACAGAAAUGGUGCAGGGUUUGAUGAGCUGGUACCUGACCCCCGUCUUCUCUCCCCGGGACCCAUGCUGUGGGCCUUGGCCUCCUGCCACUCGGUAGCUUUACUUGGAGCUCAGCCCAUUGGAGACCCACUGGAACUCAAAAUGAUUGAGUCUACAGGCUGGAAACUGGAGGAGCCGACUAAUGAAACAGGCACAAGUGUUGAGUUUGGCAGCCAUCGGAUCCUCGCAGUGAUGAGGCCACCUGCUUCAGAGUUCCAGCCUGAGGGAGUACCCAUUAGUCAGCCAGUGGCAAUAGUGCGCCGUUUCCCUUUUUCCUCCUCUCUACAAAGGAUGAGUGUGGUGACGGUGGGCUCGGGGGGAGGAUCAGCUCACUGCUUCCUCAAAGGGGCACCUGAGAUGGUGGCCAGCCACUGUGUGAAAGAAAGUGUACCUUCUCAGUUUACCAACACACUCCGGGAGUUUGCGAGUGAGGGCUUCAGGGUCCUAGCACUCGCCUACAAGGAGAUUGAUGCCCAGACAGACCUGAGCAGUAUUGAAAGGGUAGAUGUGGAGGCAGAUUUGCAGUUCCUGGGGCUGUUAGUGAUGAAGAACCAGGUGAAGCCUGAAAGUGCAGGAGUCAUCAGCACUUUGAGACAAGCACUGAUCCGCCCUGUCAUGGUUACUGGAGAUAACAUUCUUACAGCUCUGAAUGUAGCAAGAGCAUGUGGCAUGAUGUCCUUACAUGAGCAGAUUAUUUUUGUUCAUGCGUCGCCCCCUACUGCCAACUCCAUGGCAUUGUUACGAUUUCAUCAAGGUGAUGGUGCGGCUGCUGUCGUCAGCACACAAGAGACCAUGGAUAGUCUGGAACAGGGCCUUUACCAGAACAGUAUUAAGUAUCAUUUGGCUAUAAAUGGAAAGUCCUUCGCAGCUCUGUGCGAUUAUUUUCCAGAGCAACUACCUAAGGUUCUGAUGAAAGGAACAGUGUAUGCACGGAUGUCUCCGGACCAGAAGACACAGCUGGUUAAAGCUCUACAGGAACUGAAUUACAGAGUGGGUAUGUGUGGGGACGGAGCUAAUGACUGCGGAGCGCUGAGGGCUGCUGAUGUCGGAGUCUCUCUGUCUGAGGCUGAGGCUUCUGUUGCUUCUCCCUUUACCUCCAAAUCUGACAACAUCAGCUGUGUGCCUUUACUGAUCAGGGAGGGAAGAUGCUCACUGGUGACAUCCUUCAGUCUUUUCAAAUAUAUGGCAUUGUACAGUCUGAUCCAGUUUUCCUCUGUACUCAUCCUCUACACUGUGAAAACAAACUUGGGCGAUCUCCAGUUUCUCUUCUUUGACUUGGCCUUGGUGACCGUGCUUGCAAUAGUGAUGGGUCGAGGCGGCCCCAGUGAUCAGCUUCACCCCCAGCGACCCCCCGCCAGCCUUCUAGCUCUGCCUGUUCUUUCUUCUUUACUCAUUCACACAAUGCUGCUCAUCCUGGGCCAGGUGGCUGCUCUGCUCAUCACCAGAUCACAGGAAUGGUACAUUCCUCUCAAUUCCACUGUGUCAGGAGCAGAAAAUUUGCCAAACAUGGAGGACACAAGUGUGUUUGCUCUAUCAGGGUUCCAGUACAUCAUCAUGUGCAUAGUUGUGACGAAAGGCUACCCUUACAAGAAACCACUUUACAAAAAUGUCGUUUUUCUAUUUGUGCUGCUGGUCCUGUUUGCAGUCAUGAUUUGGUUGGUUCUGGUCCCCAAUACCUUUUUUCACAAUGUACUGCAGCUGUAUAACAUCACUGACUUGAACUACAACCUGUUGCUGGUGGCACUCGCUGCUCUCAACUUCUUCAUAUGCUAUCUGCUGGAGGUUCUUAUUGACACAUUUGUUCCGAACUGCCUCCGUACCCUUCGUGGAAAGCGGCAGUCGAAAAAGCAGUACAAGCGUUUGGAUGCCCAACUGGCAGAAACUCCAUCAUGGCCACCGCUGGAUCAGCCGCUUUACCCAUCACAGUGUUCUGUCAUCGGAGUUAGCUAGCAUAAGCCUCCUUGAACACGAACUAAUAAUAAAACAACUAACCAUUAUUUUCCAUAAUUAAAAGUGCCACUAAUUGACUACUACCUCCUAACGCAUACAUUUGGAGUCAAUGAAGUUAUAACAUAAUGAAAUUCUCCUCGGCAGCUGUCAGUAAAACGUCUGCUCAGAGGAAGAAUGCUGACAGAAAACGUAAAUGCCAUGGACCACAACAUCCAACCAAUCUGGACAAGGUGGCAUUCUCCAGUAGCUUGCCAAUACAAUACACACUGCACCUUAUACUAAUUGCUACCAAAGCGCUAACUAUAUUUUUAAACUCACAGUGCUGCAUUCAUUUAUACAUGAAGAACUUUUAUGCUUAGAUGAAGAAUUUAAUCAGGUGACAACGUGUCAUGUGCGCUGCACUGGCUUCAACUAGUGUUAAUGGGACCUACAUUCAUUAUGAAAACUGAGAUCUUGAUCUAAAUGUCUACCGCCUAUUAUAUAUGGCACAGUUACCAUAAUAAAGCAAUGUAUAUAUAUUCAUAACUCAAAUGUUUAAUGUCAUUAAUGCACUUCAAGUAGUUCUUAAUCCUACUCUUCAUUUAUAUUU